ACCGGAGCUCUCUCUGGUACCUACAGGUCUGAACUCCGCUGGUUUCAGUGCCAUUGAUUCCUCUUUAAAAACCCUCUCUUUGUUACUCCUUCUCGAACUUAAUCGAUAGACUGCAAGAAUCCUUCUUUUUUCCUCUUUGAGAUUUUUGUUUUUGAUAUAACAUUCCCGGAGUUCUCUCCUGUUCGCUGUUUAAACCCUCGUCUUUGGAAAACUAGGGUUUCAGAUACUUGAACUCCUCGAUCAGGAUUCCAUUAGCAAUGAGGGGUUGUUUGGUUUUUGAAGGAUAUGUUCUCUGUUGCAUGCUCUUUUAAUGAACUAGGCAAUAAUAGCCACGCCUUACCCAGGAGCAGUUCAGGUUGGCUCAUACUUUGUGGUGCAGUACUGCCAAGUUCUUCAGCAACAACCGGCACUUCAUUCACCAGUUCUACUCUGAGAAUAGCACCAUGGUUCGAGUUGAUGGGAAGUCGAGCUGGUCUGGUUCUGCAAUUCAGUUAAUAUACAUUUCUUGGUAUUAAGUAUCUUAUUCUGUUUUUUUUUUUUUUUUUUUUUAAUUUUCAAUGGUCAAGAAUGAAUAUCACCAAAAGAUUUCCUCUUUUUCAUUAUAUUACCGAAUUUCCUUUGAUUUUGCGUUUGGGUGUAGUGGCUUUUAUUUCCUUUUUUUGCCCAUAUGUUAUUACAACUCUGUUUUACUAUAUUCUUGUGAUUCUUAUCUUGCUACAAAUUUUGGCCUGUGUAAGCAAACUGUAUGAUUCUGGAGAAUGUGUAUGAUCUGGGUACGGGUACUCAAGCUAGCGCCUGAUUUUAUCUAAUUGGCAAUAUAGUAACAUUUACUCC
Messenger RNA from Rubroshorea leprosula, 834 nucleotides. The record is from the annotation of a GenBank genome assembly. Lineage: Eukaryota; Viridiplantae; Streptophyta; Magnoliopsida; Malvales; Dipterocarpaceae.